Molecule: messenger RNA, 2348 nt
Organism: Brienomyrus brachyistius
Lineage: Eukaryota; Metazoa; Chordata; Actinopteri; Osteoglossiformes; Mormyridae
Product: kyphoscoliosis peptidase-like
Exons: 11
Coding region: 71-2242 (723 amino acids)
Source: RefSeq, a predicted model, not a curated record
CAGGAUAUUCCUGCGCCUGUGACCUUCCAUUGCUCUUUUGUGUUUGUGUGUGUGACUCUUAGAGAACUGUAUGUUGUUCUUGCGGGUGUCUGGCCAGUAUCGUGACACAAAUGCUCAUUAUGUGUGGUGUUCCUGCGUCGGUUAUAUUCCUGCUGAUGAACCCUUGAUCUCAGGCUGCUGUUCCUCUGAUGAAGAUGGUGGAGAGGCCAAGGAGAGUCAGAAAGGUGACCUAAGUCGAGUGGAAGGGGCCAGAAACGACGCAGUGAAUGUUCAUGGGGUCAGAGGUCAGCCAAGCCCAAGAACUCUGCCAAGGAGCACUACCACUCAAAGAGGUGAUUCUGUGACCCAGGACCAAAAACCAGCAACUACAAAGCAUGACAGCUCCAUAAGCACAUCUGUGGAUGACAAUCAGAUGUUUCACGUUUGUGUCCUAGAACAGAGAGACAAGAGUUCGGAGAGUAAUGUAAACGGGAACAGCGAAGUGGUAACGGUUGAGAUUCAUCCAAAGAAAAGCACGGCUAACUUGGUGAAGAAGUUUUCUUUCGGAAAAGGAAAAGUAACCAGGACAAAUGAAGCCGUUUAUGACAAUGAGGGCUAUGUCAAUGACCAGAAUGGAGCCAAAGUGAGCAAUGCAAUACUAUUUGCUUAUCCAUGGGAUGGGUCUGCGCUUAAGUCAAUGCGGAUUGAUUUAAAUCAGUUUAAACAGCUUGAUGCUUAUGCAAGUAAGGUGAAGGCUAGCGGCAGUGUGGAGGCUCUGGUCCAAAACCUUCUCAGAAGCACCGGCAGUGAUAUCGAGAAGCUGAGGGCGAUUUGGAUGUGGGUGACGCACCACAUCGCGUAUGAUGUGGACGGCUACCAGAAUCCCACUCUACGGUCGGCCUCCCCUGAUGACGUCUUACGCGCCGGAAGGGCCGUGUGUGCGGGAUACUCCCAGCUGGUUCAACGGAUGUGCAGUCUUGCAGGUGUAGAGUGUAAGGAGCUGUCUGGAUAUUCCAAGGGUGCAGGGUACGAGUUGGGAAAACGAUUCCGUGGGGAGUCGGAUCAUGCCUGGAAUGCCGUGCGACUGGCCGGGAGUUGGCACCUUCUGGAUGCUACCUGGGGAGCUGGACAUGUGUCCGAUAAUGUUUCUCAGUUUAUAUUCAAGUAUAAUGAGUUUUACUUCUUGACUCACCCUGCCCUUUUUGUGGGAGAUCAUUUCCCUCUGGAGGGUCAGUGGCAGCUCCUGAGACCACAGGUCUCGCUUACGCAGUUUGAGGAUGCAUCUUUACGGAAAAGCGGCUUUUAUAAUUCUGGCCUGCUGUCCUCGCAACCAGAGUCUUGGCUCAUCCAUUCAGAUCAAAAGACAACCAUCACCAUGAAGAGUUCAUCACCUAAGCUCUUCAUGCAAACGCUCAACGACAAAGAGAACUAUGGCAUCUUAACCCUGAAGCCAGACGGGAUGAAGUUGGAUGUCUAUCCUCCGGAAAUCGGAAAGCAUUCCUUGAAAAUCUAUUGCAAGGACCCAGAUUCUACAGAAAAGACGUACAACUCAGUGUCGCAUUACGAGAUCCGGUGCAAGGCCGUCGACAGGGGGCUGAACUUGCCUGAAGACCUGAAGAACCCCAUGGGGCCCAGCUGGCUGUCUGAGCAGAGUGGCCUCCAUGACCCCUCCCAGCGUGACCCUCUGGUCCACACUGCUGACGGUCGCUGCUCCUUCAGCUUCCGGGCGGACAGUCACUGGGAAUUCUUCGGCAUGCUGAGCACAGGGGCCUUUUGCAUGACAGAUGAUAAGCAGCGCAGGCACACAUUCAUGUCUAGAACCGUGGAACGUGUUAAAUUCCAAGUGCAGUUACCAAGACCUGGGCUAUAUCAGCUCUGUAUCUAUGGCAAAGAGAAAACAAUGGCAGGGAGUUUCAGCAAUGUCUGUAAUUAUCUGAUCUCCUGCACCAACGCCAAGGUGAGCUGGCCGGUCUUCCCUUUGAAAUACGCUUCCUGGCAAGAACACUGUGAGCUGGUUGAGCCUCUUUCCGGUGUCCUCCCAGCCAACCGGACCAUCCGGUUCAGGAUGAGGGUCCCUGGGGUAUCCCAGGUGUCAGUGCAAGGCAAGGCAACACAGGAUCUGUGCCUGGAUUCGGAUGGAUUCUGGAAUGGUCUCUGCAGCACUGCGGGAUGUGUGGAUCUGUCGGUCAUGAUCAGAGAGAAUCCGGAUGACAUCACUCGCUCCUUUAUACUUAACUAUCAAGUGGAGGGUAAAAGUGACUAGUAACAGAAGUCUGCCUUGAAUUCGACAGUUUCUUCAAUAAAAAAAGAAAGUACCAUACAUGUAUGACAGAAGGUAGUGAUUUCCCAAAAACCUUGAAACCACAAAC